Molecule: messenger RNA, 1530 nt
Organism: Rotaria sp. Silwood2
Lineage: Eukaryota; Metazoa; Rotifera; Eurotatoria; Philodinida; Philodinidae
Source: the annotation of a GenBank genome assembly
AUGGUUGAUAAAAUUAAUCAAUCGAUCGAUGUUGUUGUCCCACGUAUAGAUGAAAACAAAGUUAAUGACAAUGGCGAAGAAAAACUGGUGAAUCUAUCUGAAAAUAAAAUAAAUGGACGUCCCUUGUAUCUGAUUAGACGAAAAAAAUACAUUGAAAUCAUUCGACGACAAUUACAAGCGAAGAAUCGUAUUUUAUUAACAGCAUACAAUACGUAUGCUUAUUACUUGUGUGAAAGAACGGAAAUGCAAGAGAAAGUACUUGAACAUAUGAUACGUACAGGUGCUUAUCGGUUCAUUAUGGAAUUGAAUGUAACAGAUCAACAUUAUAUUGAAAUUAUUUUUAACAGUAUAGACCGUCACAUAACUGAUAAAUUGAAUAAUUUAUGCCACGAUAAAUUGAUAUCGUAUUCACAAUGGGAAAAGUUGAACGCCAAUCGAUCAACGAACCGACUAGAUACUCUCUACUUUUUACCGGAUACACGCCGAGAAAAUGUUCCAUUUUAUCCAAUGAUACAGACUCAUCAUCGUUUAACAAUAAAUCUAUCUCGUUUUCUUAUUCGUCUUCUUCAACCUAUAUAUAAUCAUGUUACGGUUUCGAAAACAUUUAAUACAGGUGUUGAUGUCAUCACUGCUCUGGAAGAGUAUAACAAGAAAGGUCUUCUUCGAUCGAAUACUUUGUUUGUUGCUUUACACAUUCAUGAUCUAUCGACCUUAAUUCCACAUGAACACAUGUAUACGACCUUACAACGUUUUCUUUGUGAAUAUCUGUUCGGUCGAGAAAUGGAAGGUUUAACUCUACCAACGAUACUAGAUCUUGUUCGACUCGUUGUUGAAAAUCAAUAUAUUCUUUAUGAAAACAAAUUCUAUCAACAGAUGCAAGGAGGUGCUUGUAAUGCACCAUUGACAAUCCUCUUAACGAAUAUCUACAUCUAUUAUUGGCAACAAGAAUUAAUGGCAAUUUUAAACGUUCAAAAUGAAAUCUUUGGCAGAUGCUUUGACGAAAUAUUUUUUACAUGGAAUGAAUCACAAGAAAGACUUCAUGAUUUACUUCAUACGAUGAAUCGAUAUCAACCGGAAAUUCAAAUCACGUUGGUCGCAAAUGAUCAUAUUAAUUAUCUCGAUCUUCACAUUCAACAACAUAAGGGUGAUCUCAAAAUACAAGUUGCUCAUGAUUUACACAUUGAACCAUACUCAUUACCUUAUGUAUUUGGUCAUCCACGCAAUCGAUAUCAUACAUUACUUCGAGCAGCGCUUCUACGCGCAACAAGAUGUUGUACGAAUGUUGCCGACUUUGCCAAUGAACUCCAACAUAUUCAAUUGUCAUUUCAAUAUAAUCGAUUCACAAAUGAUUUUAUCAUAGAUAAAAUUCAAUUAUAUUUAGAAGAAUUUAGUACACCUACACUAAAGGUUCAUUGUGGUGAACAAUACUAUGAUCAAUCUCUUUAUAAUAAUCUUCGACACUUCAAUGUACCAGAUGUUUUUGCUAUAUUUAGUGUUAAUUGUGAAGAAGUUAAGAUUGCGCAGCGUUAA